CACAUUUUGAUACUGCACCUAAUAUGGGUAAAAAGACAUGUGACUACUUGGAAGGCGUGAAUAACAAGUAACUGACAAUAUUCAUUACAGAGGAGCCGACACACCCUGUUUAGUUACACGAAAACAAAAGACAAACAAGUUGAGAAAUGGCAGCACUGAAUCCCAACAACCAGAAAAAAACCGACAAGAGAAUAAUAGGAUUCGAUUGUGAGUUUGUGAAGCCACCACCUUCGGAAUACGUCCAGUCAGAGUGUCCAGUUUGUCUCCAGAUCAUCCGAGAACCCCACCAGGUCACAUGCUGUGGAAAGAAGUUUUGCAAAGCUUGCAUUGAACAUAUUGAAGCAAGUAAAAAGCCGUGCCCAACUUGCAACGAGGAAUUUUCGAGUUUUGCCGAUAAAGGUUUGAAACAAUCACUCUAUGGGUUGAUAGUUCGCUGUAGCCACCAAAAAGACGGGUGUGAGUGGACAGGGGAACUGAGACAGCUUGAUGAGCACCUCAACACAGAUUCACAGCCAGAGAAACAACUCGAUGGAUGUCAGUUUGUCGAGAUCGAUUGCAUCUAUAAUUGCGGAGACCAACGUCAGCGAAUGCACAUUCAAGUCCACCAAAUUAAGGAUUGCCCUAAACGUCCAUUCGGUUGUGAACACUGCCAUGAUUACAAGUCUACCUAUGAUGAUGUCACCAACAACCACUGGCCUGUGUGUGGGUCCUUCCCUGUCCCCUGCCCUAACAAGUGUGGUUCAACUAUCCAACGUCAGAAUAUAGACAGCCAUGUUGCCGAUGAGUGCCCCCUGACCACCAUCAACUGUGACUUCCACCACGUAGGCUGUGCUGUGAAACUCCUUCGACAAGACAUGCCAGAACACCUGAGAGAGAACCUACUCACACACAUCUCUCUAUUGGCCACCAGUCAUGCCAAACAACAAGCUGAGAUUACACAACAAAGAGAAGAAAUCACAAAGCAACAAGCUGACAUAGCUAGUUUAGUUGAAGAGAAUAAACAGCUAAGGAUGAAAUAUACCGAAUUGGCGCCAUUGCAACAAAUGCUCACUGUGAACUCUGAACAUCUUGGUCACCCUGUCCUUACAAUGACCAACUUCCAACAGCGCAAUAGAAAUGGCGAUGAGUGGUACUCCCCUCCAGUCUACACCCAUCGUCAGGGCUACAAAAUCUGUCUCAGUGUGGAUGCUAACGGUGAUGGCAUUGGUGAAGGAACACACAUCUCUGUGCACGUGUGCUUCAUGAGAGGAGAGUUUGACGAUUCUCUGAAAUGGCCAUUUCGUGGUGCAAUUUCAGUGCAACUACUGGACCACAAUGGCAAGGAUCAUAAAAUGAACUCACGUACCUAUGAUGACAAAACACCUAACAUGUGCUGUGCUAGAGUGACAGAGGGAGAGAUAGUAUCACAUGGGUGGGGAUAUUCCCAGUUCAUUGCUCAAACUGAACUGGAGCCCAAGUAUUUACGAAACGACACCCUCCUCUUCCAAAUAAACGAAGUAAAACUGAAGUAGCUAUUUCAGAGGAUGACUAAAAAUUAUUUCAGUCAUAUACAUGUAUACUGUGUAUAUAGUGAUAGCGUGGACCGUAAUUGUUCAAUAAAGUUUGCUAGUACUUAA
Molecule: messenger RNA, 1616 nt
Organism: Halichondria panicea
Lineage: Eukaryota; Metazoa; Porifera; Demospongiae; Suberitida; Halichondriidae
Product: TNF receptor-associated factor 4-like
Exons: 1
Coding region: 147-1511 (454 amino acids)
Biological process (GO): signal transduction; regulation of apoptotic process
Molecular function (GO): zinc ion binding; protein binding
Source: RefSeq, a predicted model, not a curated record